Rasamsonia emersonii CBS 393.64 is the source of this 2205-nucleotide messenger RNA. RefSeq lists its product as uncharacterized. Bases 1 to 2205 code for a protein of 734 amino acids. The transcript has 6 exons. NCBI's taxonomy places the organism in Eukaryota, Fungi, Ascomycota, Eurotiomycetes, Eurotiales, Trichocomaceae. The record is from RefSeq and is a predicted model, not a curated record.
AUGACCCGGUGGUAUAACAAUCUUGCGCUGGGCCUGGGGUUGUUGAGCCUGGGAACAGGCGCGAGCGCUGCAGCGCCCGCGUGCUCUUCCGCUCCUGCAACGCUCCAUCUCCCGGAUCCGCCGUAUGACAACUACUUCUACUCGGACUGCAAUGUCGCCGCGCAGGUCGUCGUGACCAGCCCGCUUCCGGACAGCAAUCUGACGCUCAUCAGCCCGCGGCUCAUCGUCGCCUGGCCGGCCGGAAACAGCGGCGUGUGCGCGUUCUUCGCGCCGCAGAAUGGCAUCAAUGGCACGCUGGGCAUCGAGGUGGUGAAUUCGACGGUGGGCAACCCGCUGGCCGCGACGUACCAGCCUGCGUCCUCGAAUGCGUCUUAUCCCAGCGUGGGUGUCACAGGCGUGAUCCGCUUCAACUCGUCAGCUGUCCUGACGAUUCCGAUCCUGGGGAGCAUCCGGACGAUUCGCGACUUUACUGAGGGCCCCAGUCUCCUGCGGCCCGAGAUCCAGGAUGCCAUCCAGUUCACGGCCACGCCGGGCGGGGGCGCCUCUCUUUCGCGGCUGUGGCUGGACAACGUGACGACGACGCAUCUGAACUUUACGCCCGUGGCCAACACCAGCGCGGUCGAGAUCGACGGCAAGACGCUGAAAUUUGCUGCCGGCGACUACAUCUUCGCGGCGGACCUCAACUACCCGCAAAUGACACAGUUGACGCCAGCGCAGGUGCUGAACGCCGAGUCGUCGGGCCUGAUCACGCAGGAUCCGGGCGACACGACGGCGCUGUCCUUCCUGUCGUACUCGACCAAGCUGCUUGCAGGGGCAUGGCGGUUCCUGACCUACUUCGGGCGCGACUCGAUGAUUGCCGCGCUUCUGCUGGAGCCGGUACUCAGCUUGGGAGAGAACGGUGCGAUGGAGGCGGUUAUCGGGUCUGUUCUGGAGCGGUUGAACAAGACUGAUGGGAGUGUCUGUCAUGAAGAAGUCAUUGGUGACUACGCCACGUUUUUGAACCUGCAAGACAACAUCACCAGUACUGCUGCGUCGUGCACCUACCAGAUGGUUGACCCGGACUACUACCUCCCUGUCUUGAUGAAGAAGUACUUUAUCGACAAUCCGGUCGGUCAUUCCCGGACGGCCGCUUUCCUGAACACCACCGCAGGAUCCUUCAGUCCCGCAAACAAGGGCCUGACCUACGGCCAACUGGCGACGAUCAACGCCGAGCGAGUGAUGCGGCUAGCAGCGCCUUUUGCAGGGAAGAACAACCAGACCAAGGAGAAUCUGGUGCACUUGAAGCCGGGACAGAUCGUUGGUGACUGGAGAGAUAGUACUUACGGCAUCGGCGGAGGGCGCAUUCCCUACGACGUAAACACAGCCCUGAUGCCAGCAGCCCUGCGAGCAAUCGCCACCCUCUCCCGACAGGGAUUCUACUCAUCGCACCCAGAAUGGGGCGUCCUCGCAGACGAAUACGCACAAGUCUGGGAAGACGAGACACUACAAUUCUUCGAAGUGACAAUCCCCCAAAAGCAAGCUAAGCAGCUAGUCUCUUCCUACGCCAACACAAUCGGCUUCUCGGGGCCCAACCAGACAGACACGAUCGACUCGGACGUACACUUCUACGGCCUGGCGCUGGACGGCUAUGACAAUCUCAGCCAAGUGGCAGUCAUGAACACGGACGACUGCUUCCGGCAUUUCCUCCUUAACACGACGGGGAGACAGGACCAGCUGACUUCCUUCGUCAACCAGACAGCCAACAACAUCCGUCGCGUCUUCCCUGCUGGACUGACGACGAGCGCGGGCUUACUAGUCGCCAACCCAGCGUACGGCGACAAUCCAGUGUACGCGCAGAACUGGACGUCAGGCGCCUACCACGGAACGGUAGUAUGGUCAUGGCCAAUGGCAAUGAUGGCGAAAGGACUGGAGCAGCAGCUGGGACGGUGCCAACCUCACGGGGAUAUCCCGCAAUUCUGCCACGACCACUCCGUCUACGACAACCUCAAACAAGCAUACAACCUCCUCUGGGACACCAUCGAGGCCAACACGGCGCAGCUCUCGCAGGAGGUGUGGAGCUGGGUGUACAGCAACGGUAAUUUCCAGGUCAUGCCGUUGGGUGAGAUGCCUCCGCCGCCGGGGCAGGCUUUUCAGACGGAGUCUGAUAUCCGCCAGCUGUGGUCAUUGACCUUUUUGGCUGUGAAGAGGAAUCCUUCUUUCAAAUAA